Messenger RNA from Erythranthe guttata (spotted monkey flower), 682 nucleotides. Its product is annotated as peptide methionine sulfoxide reductase B5. Gene Ontology annotation, biological process: protein repair; response to oxidative stress. Lineage: Eukaryota; Viridiplantae; Streptophyta; Magnoliopsida; Lamiales; Phrymaceae. Gene Ontology annotation, molecular function: peptide-methionine (R)-S-oxide reductase activity. The record is from RefSeq and is a predicted model, not a curated record.
UCUAUUUAUUGUAUUUCUAAAUCCAAUCCUGGUCUCUGCAACAAAACUUCCAUUUGAGCCGGAAAUCCGUCCACAUUCAUUCAUCUACAAUGGAAGUGAUGAUAACAUACUAUUUAUACCACUUAACCUUCUUGCUUCUCUGAACCAAAUUGAUUAAAACAAAAAAUUGCAAGAAAAAAUCCAAUGGCAUCAAAUCCAAUUCCAGUUGAGAAAUCGGAGGAGGAAUGGCGUGCGAUUCUCAGCCCCGAGCAGUUUCACAUUCUCCGUCAAAAGGGCACCGAGCCUAAGGGAACAGGGCAUUACGACAAAUUCUACGACGAAGGCGUUUACAAAUGCGCGGGUUGCGGUACACCUCUUUAUAAAUCCACAACCAAAUUCGACUCCGGUUGCGGUUGGCCUGCCUUCUUCGAAGGUCUACCCGGCACUAUCAACCGCUCCCCGGAUCCUGAUGGAAGAAGGACCGAGAUAACGUGCGCGGCUUGUGGCGGGCAUUUGGGGCAUGUAUUCAAAGGCGAGGGCCACCCGGUGCCGACCGACGAGCGGCACUGCGUUAACAGCGUCUCGAUUAAAUUCGUGCCUGCCCCGUAAUCUAGUUCGGGAUGUAAUAAAAGCAAAAGUAGUGGGGAUUGGAGAAUAAAUCAUUCUAAUGAAAUGAAAGUUUAUUUUGGGGGUUUAUUUGCCU